Daphnia pulicaria is the source of this 697-nucleotide messenger RNA. RefSeq names its product vitelline membrane outer layer protein 1 homolog. The coding region runs from base 72 to 608 and encodes 178 amino acids. The record is from RefSeq and is a predicted model, not a curated record. The transcript is spliced from 3 exons. NCBI's taxonomy places the organism in Eukaryota, Metazoa, Arthropoda, Branchiopoda, Diplostraca, Daphniidae.
GGAUCCUCAGUUCCCUUGGUUCGUCAGUAAGUGGCAAUCGCUCCCGAUUAAUAACGAAGUCCAAUUAAAAAAUGACUAAACUGAUGCAAUUCGUUGCUCUCACGGCCGUUCUUUGCUGUUUUCUACCAACGACGGUUACGUCCAUUUAUUGGGGCGAUUGGGGAGAAGUUGAGCACUGCCCCAAAGGUGAACAGGCAAUUGGAUUUUCAUUGAAAACUGAGCGAGAGCAAGGAGACGGUGACGAUUCGGCACUCAACAGCAUUUCCCUGAAAUGUUCAGGCGGUAGUUGGAUUUACUCAACUCAAGGACCAUGGGGAGAAUGGGGCAAAAACUUUCUUUGCCCGACAGGUAGUUGGCUUACAUCAUGUCAGCUUCGUGUUGAACCUAAGCAGGGAGCAGGAGACGACACGGCUGCCAAUAAUUUGAACUGCAUGUGCAACUGGGGCGAGAUGUUGUACGGAGACGGGCUCAGUUUGGGUAGUUGGGAAGAAUGGUCUGAUUAUUGCGACGACAACGGCAUCAAUGGUAUAAAAACCCGAGUGCAAAAAGACCAAGGAGCUGCAGGAGACGACACGAGUCUCAACGACGUUCAAUUCAGUUGCUGGUAACAACGUGAUGCAUACAAUAGAAUCGUCUAGAACAGACGGUUUGAUUAGUCGGAUUGCUGGACGAUUCUACACCUGCUUCUUUUUUUUUC